AUGAGUGACACAAUUGAAGUCCUUCUCUACGGCUUGGGAGCCAUAGGUUCCUUCUACGCCUUCAUCCUCAACAGGUCUGAAAAUGUGCGCCUAACGGUGGUCGCGCGGUCAAAUUACGACGCUGUCAAGGAAAAUGGCCUUCUCAUCGAAAGUGAAAAUCAUGGCCAGCAUCGCUUUCGACCUCAUAAUGUGAUCAAGUCCCCGGACGAAGUCACCAGCUCCUUCGACUACGUCGUCUGCGCACACAAAGCAAUCGAUCAGGAAUCUGUCGCCGCGCGACUCAAACCCGCGAUUAACGAGAACACGACCAUCGUGAUCAUUCAGAAUGGGGUGGGGAAUGAGGAAGCGUUCCGCAACUCAUAUCCUCAAUCGUCUAUCAUUACUUGCGUGACAUGGGUCGGAGCCCGCCAAUCCACCCCCGGAACAAUCACGCACACCAAAUCCGAAGACAUGCAAAUUGGACUCUUCACCAACCCUUCCGUCCCCUCCUCCCUCGAAAAAUCCCGCCUCGACACCUUCGCCGCCCUGCUUCAGCACGGGCAAACCAAAUUUCAAGUCCUCGAAGACAUGCAGCUCCAGCGCUGGGAGAAAGUCGUGUGGAACGUAGCCUGGAAUUCCCUAACGACAUUGACCCUGCUUGAUACGCAGAGCUGGUUGAAUUCCUCGCCCGACGCCACGCCUCUCACGCGCAAACUCAUGCGCGAGGUCAUCGACGUGGGGAGGAAGUGUGGUGUGGACCUGGACUACGGGCUGAUUGAUCGUCUGAUGGAUAAGAUUAAUGCUAUGCCUGGGAUCGGGAGUAGUAUGCAGACGGACUGUCUUAAUAAAAGGCCUAUGGAGAUUGAUGUGAUCCUGGGAUUUCCGGUGAAGAAGGCGAGGGAGUUGGGGGUUGAGACGCCGAUUUUGGAGACGAUUCAUACGUUGGUUAGAGCUGUGGAUGUGAGGUUGAGGGCUUCGUUGUAG
This is a messenger RNA of Aspergillus melleus, 963 nucleotides long. RefSeq names its product ketopantoate reductase family protein. Gene Ontology annotation, molecular function: 2-dehydropantoate 2-reductase activity. Gene Ontology annotation, biological process: pantothenate biosynthetic process. Gene Ontology annotation, cellular component: cytoplasm. The transcript is spliced from 5 exons. Bases 1 to 963 code for a protein of 320 amino acids. The record is from RefSeq and is a predicted model, not a curated record. Lineage: Eukaryota; Fungi; Ascomycota; Eurotiomycetes; Eurotiales; Aspergillaceae.